AUGGAGGCGUUGCUCCAAGAAAUGGACGAAGACCAGCUUCGCUCCUUCGCAAGAACAGUCGAGGAUGAUCCCGGCUCGCAGAACCUCCUCUUCGCCAUCCACCGUGCAAUAUUUCUUCACACAAGCACGAACUACGACCUUGACCGGGCCCUCGAGGCGGCAGAGCAAGUGUUGUUGGCCACCACGCCUGACGAAGAUAGGGGAACUCGAGCGCAGAUAUUCGAAGACGCGAGUCAUCUACAAACCACUAAGUUUAAGCGGACAUCUGCAACUGCAAAAGAGGAUUUUGCAAAGACGUAUCUUGACAGGGCAAUAUCCUGGGCGCAGGAGGCACUCAAUCUCACUCCCCAGAACGAAAACGUCCAGCUGAGGCGCCGGAUGGAACAUCUGCGGGACUUGCUCGACAAGCAAGAACACUAUGCCGAGCCCAGUAACGGUGCUGGUGAAGAUAGCAUCUGGAACCAUCUUGACAAGAUCAUAUUGAUGGAUCCAGACGCACACGAGAGCCAAGAGGACAUGAUUUCGCACGCGCGGCAGGCCCUUGCAACCAUACCACUCGGGGAUCCCGGAAGACUGCUUCAAUCUAGCUCGCUACGGAACCUGCUCGCGCGGAAAUGCAGAGCGACGAAUGCGAAGGUGGACGUGGACCAAGCCAUCGUCGCUGCCGAGACCGCAACCAGAGUCGCGGAGGAGAUGCUGGCGCACCUGACCAAGGCGUGGUUCUCGCUCGGCGUUCUGGUUGCGAGACGAUGCAAACUGGAUGAUUAUGUGCACGUUGGCGAUCUCGAUUAUGCCAUCCGGUGCUUUGACAAUACCAUAGAUGGGCUGAAGGAGCGCGAAUACCGUGGCGAAUGUCUGGAGACGUUGUCUGAGCUGCUGUUUCACAGGUACGAGCAUACCAGCAAUGUGGAGGAUGCGAAAAGGUGCGUGGCCACGGCGGAGCGUGUGCUCGAAUUUGUCGCGGCCGGCGUCGCAGGUCGUGACCUGGCUCUUGUGAAACUAGCUGUCAGACUGGAGCGUCUGUUUCACGCAACGAGAGAUGUAAAACUGCUGGAUCGGGCAAUGUUGUUGGUGGACGAAGCGCUGGGCCUUCUGCCCAAAGACUCGCCAGAACAGAUUCGUUAUAGAGCUGAAUACACGUCUCUCCUGCUCCGGAAGUACGAGAUAUCCAUGGAUAUCAAGUAUCUCAAUCAAGGUAUUGAGGACUGUGACAGACUGUGGGACAUUGCCGAAAAAGAAGAGGCGGAAUACACCAAGUACUGGGCAAUCGUCGGCCAACUAUUGCGGCACAGAUACGACCGCAUUGAGCUCAAGCAAGACAUCGAACGCGCAGUCUAUGCCACGAAAAAGGCCCUGAAAUCUCUGACUCCCAGCCACCCUGAAUACCCGGCUGUCCUAGGAAAUCUGGCCACGAUACUGGCGAGCAAGUUCGACUGCGACCGCGUUAAAGACGACAUCGAUUCUGCCAUCGAUCUCGCCAAGGAGAGUGUAAAGAUGACCCCAGAUGGCAACGCGUGGAAACCCCUGCAAAUCAGCCGGCUUUCAAGGCUCCUAGCCAUACGGAACGACGACGGCGACAUAGACCAAUGUGUCCUUUUCGCAGAGCAGGCCGCCAGGGCCAGCGUGCCGGGACGCAUAGACUACCUGGAGAUCCGCGGCUACUUCGCUCUCUCUCUCUAUCUACGGUCCCGGUCAUCAGUAUCUCCCGCCGAAGACCUUGGCCGAGCCAUUGAAGAAAUGAAGACUCUUGUUGCCGAUACGCCAGCAGACGAGGUACCAAUUACGGCUCACCUCCUCGGCGCUCUGAGCAGCAUGCUCAUCUGGCGGUUUGAGAUCACAGAGUCGCCCGCGGAUCUAGACGAUGGCGCCGACACGCUGCGUAUGUGUUUGAAAAACCCGAGCUCUAGAGCCUCGACACAGAUUUGGGAAGCUCGAAGAGCUGCGGAUCUGCUCUUAUUCCGCUCCAGGCUGACCGAGGCCAAUCUCAUUCUCCGGAGCACCGUCAAGCUCCUUCGCAAGCUCAGCCCUCGCUCUCUGCAGCAAAAGGACCAGCAGAAAAUGGUGAAGAAGUUUGCUGGCCUCGCCGCGCUCGCAACAUCGGUUGCGCUCGAGACUGGCGCCGGAGCUGGGGAGGCGCUAGUUCUGCUGGAGGAGGGGCGUGGGUUUAUCCUUGGGCUGUUGUUUGAGGUCCGCUCUGACAUUGCAGAUCUAAGACAGAAGCACCCUGACCUGGCCGCCGAAUUCGAGCAGAUGAGGGACUCGUUGGACUCGACCGCAGCAUACGGGGACCUGGAGUCCAUGGCAACUCAGCUAUCGCUCGAUCUUACGCAACGCGGAAAGAUUGCCAAGGACUUUGAUGAUGUUGUUGACCGAAUACGGCGGGUUGAGGGCUUUGAGAACUUUCUGCUUGCCCCCUCGGUAGCGGAACUGAAGAGUGCGGCAUCAACAGGACCUGUUGUGGUAGUCAACACCAGUCGCCUGCGCAGCGAUGCAUUUAUCAUUACGCCUGACCGCAUCGACCUGCUGCCCCUCCCUGAGCUUUGCCUCGAGGAUAUUAGAGACCGGGCCGUGCUCCUGAAGUCGGGAAAUAUCACCGAGCCCCAAAUGUUUCAGCUCCUGGGCUGGCUCUGGGAUACCCUAGGACGACCCAUUCUUGACCGGCUGGAGGGCGUCAAGAGCUUGGAAACGACAUCUUCGGAAAAACCUCGCGUCUGGUGGAUCCCUACUGGCCCGCUGUGCUCCUUGCCGAUCCACGCUGCAGGGAACUACACCAGCGGCGAUAUGGUGUCCAAAACCUUGAUGGACAGGGUCAUGUCUUCGUACGGCCUGUCCGUCAAAGCCAUGUUGUUCACGAAGCAUAACAUGCUCCACUGGGACCGACCUGGUGCCUCGGAAACAUCUCUGCUAGUCAGCAUGGGCACUACUCCCGGGUGUAGUAGUCUUCCACAUGCGCAGGUAGAGGUCGACGCUAUCCGCAACGUCUUCAUGUCUAACACGAGCUUCGUGCCAGACGUCCUAUCGCAACCCAACAAGUCCGAGCUAUUAGCUGCGCUAAAGGGCGCUGCUAUCCUCCAUUUCGCCGGGCAUGGCGCCUUGGACCCGGUAGAUCCAUUGAAGAGUGCACUGCUCUUGAGUGACUGGCAGGUCGAUCCGCUCACGGUCAAGGACCUGAUCGCGCUGAAGCUGCACCAGACAAUUCCUCUCUUGGCAUACCUCUCCGCCUGCUCGACCGGGAGCACCAUGAUCGACGACCUGCUCGACGAGGGUCUGCACUUGAUGAGUGCGUGUCAGCUGGUUGGCUUCCAGCACGUGGUUGGCUCAUUGUGGGAGGUGUCGGACGAGCAUUGUGUCGGGGUGGCACGGAAAGUUGCCGAGGCUUUGGCCGUCGAUUCUGUGAUGAUGAACGAUGGGACCAUAUCCAUGGGAUUGCAGGAGGGGAUCAGGUCUCUCCGAGGCCAGCUGGAGGCUCGCGAUGGCGGCAGUAGAGCUGGUCGCUUGGUUGCUCCGCGGCGAUGGGUUGGAGGAGAUCCUAGAAUAUGGGCUGCUUACAUACAUAUGGGACCUUAA
This is a messenger RNA of Talaromyces rugulosus, 3567 nucleotides long. RefSeq lists its product as uncharacterized. NCBI's taxonomy places the organism in Eukaryota, Fungi, Ascomycota, Eurotiomycetes, Eurotiales, Trichocomaceae. Gene Ontology annotation, molecular function: protein binding. The transcript has 2 exons. Bases 1 to 3567 code for a protein of 1188 amino acids. The record is from RefSeq and is a predicted model, not a curated record.